GCAGUGGAAUAACAGACCAUUUACUAUACUUUGCCCAUAAUGAUAUAAAACAAGAUAUUCAACAAGUAACUCUUUUCAGAAGUGUUUGAAGUGAACCAUGGUCAGAAAUCAUAUGGGGAAAGAGCUGGAAAUGCAUGAUUGCUGCCUUUGUGGGAAUUUUGCAUUGGAUACAUUUAACAACACUUUUUGAGAAUGACCGUCAUUUUUCUCACCUCUCAACUUUGGAACGGGAGAUGUCUUUUCGCAAUGAAAUGGGACUGUAUUAUUCUUACUUCAAGACCCUCAUUGAAGCACCUUCAUUUUUGGAAGGCCUGUGGAUGAUUAUGAAUGACAGGCUUACUGAGUAUCCCCUUGUAAUUAAUGCAGUGAAACGAUUCCAUCUUUAUCCAGAGGUAGUCCUAGCUUACUGGUAUCGCACAUUCACAGGAAUAACGAAUUUGUUUGGGAUAGAAACUAAAGCCUGCUGGAAUGUCACCAGAGUGGGAUUUCCUAGUGAAAUUGAGAGCUGUGAAGGAUUGGGAGACCCUGCUUGCUUUUAUGUAGGUGCAAUUUUUAUCUUAAAUGGAGUCAUGGUGGGAUUGUUCUUCAUCUACGCUACAUACUUGAGUGGGAGUCAAUUAGGAGGUCUGCUUACAGUACUGUGCUACUUUUUCAACCACGGAGAGGCCACGCGUGUGAUGUGGACGCCACCUCUCCGUGAAAGCUUUGCGUAUCCGUUCCUGGUGCUUCAGAUGUAUAUUCUAACCAUGAGUCUCAGGAUCUCCAAGAAUUAUGGACAAUAUUACAUUGCCCUCUGUCUUGCCAAUGUUGCUUUUAUGCUUCCCUGGGGAUUUGCUCAGUUUAUACUUUUUACACAGAUAGCCUCAUUAUUUCCCAUGUAUGUUGUGGGGUACAUUGAGCCAAGCAAGUUUCAGAAGAUCAUUUAUAUGAAUAUGGUUUCAGUAAUCCUCUGUUUUAUUUUGAUGUUUGGGAAUCCAGUGUACUUAUCUUCUUAUUAUUUUUCCUCUUUGUUAAUGACAUGGGUGAUAAUUCUAAAGAGAAAUAAAAUUCAUAGAAUGGGACUAUGUGAACUCAACUUUUGGCUAAUUCAAGGUGGUGGUUGGUGGCUUGGAACAAUCAUUUUGCAACUUGUGACAUCUGAAAUCUUAGGCGUUUCAGACCACAUUAGCUUGACUAACCUUAUAGCAGCCAGAAUCUUACACCAUACAGAUUUUGAUACCUUAAUGUACACCUGUGCUCCUGAAUCUUAUUUCAUGGAACAAGCGACUCCACUAAGAUACAUAAAGACACUAUUGCUUCCAGUUGUUAUAGUGAUUGCUUAUUUUAUCUUUAAAAAGACUAUUCGUGAUGUUUUAUGUGCCUUAUAUACAAACACUUACCUAAGAAAACAGCUCCUUGAACAUGGUGAGGUAAAGAUCUUCUCAUUUUAUUCUCUGCUGGUUUUUCACACAUUGCAGUUGUUAGCAUUUGCAGCCCUUGCCAUCUUAAUUUUGAGGCUGAAGCUGUUUUUGACACCGCACAUGUGUGUUAUGGCUUCCUUGAUCUGCUCUCGACGGCUCUUUGGCUGGCUUUUUCAAAGAUUUCGUUUUGAGAGUGUUAUCUUUGGCAUUCUAGCAGCAAUGUCAAUACAAGGCUGUGCAAACCUCCAUAAUCAGUGGAGCAUACGAGGAGAAUUUACUAAUAUGCCUCAGGAAGAACUUCUACUAUGGAUCAAAUACAAUACCAGACCAGAUGCUGUUUUCGCAGGCACCAUGCAGACGAUGGCGAGCAUCAAGCUGUCCACGCAACACCCCAUUGUGAACCACCCGCACUAUGAGGACGCAGACUUGAGGGCCCGAACAAAAAUAGUUUAUUCUGUGUAUAGUCGAAAAUCUGCGAAAGAAGUGAGAGAUAAACUGCUGGCAUUACACGUGAAUUACUAUGUUUUAGAAGAAGCAUGGUGUAUUUGGAGAACCAAGCCGGGUUGCAGUAUGCUGGAAAUCUGGGACUUGGAAGACCCUUCCAACUCAGCCAACCCCUCCCUCUGCAGCACACUGCUCAGGGAUGCAAGGCCUUACUUCACCACAGUGUUUCAGAACACCUUGUACAGAGUACUGAAGGUUAACCAAGAAAGAGACUAUAUUAGCAUCUUCUGAUGCAAAGAAGGCAUCAAAGACACACACAAAACAUUCAUUCAAACCACGAGCUUUAAUAAGAGAUGUUUAAAAUAAUAGAUGAAGAAUGGCUGAAGUUUUUCUGAUUGCUAAAGGCAAAUUUAUUGUUCUCCAUUGAAUGUCAGCCUUGUUAAACUUGUCAUAUAGAUAAUUUUUUGUAAGGAUGAUCCUGCGCAGUCUCCCCUGGAAGGCAGAGAACCGUGACGGAAUAGUGUGAGCUCUGCGGCACGAUGGAGCAAGUCCGAACCCCGGCUCUUCCUGCUAGUUGUGCCUCCUGCCACCCAUCCAGCUGUGAGGAUUUUCUGCAGAGGAAACUGGAGGUGACACAACUUUCCCAGAGCUACAAAGGUGUUCUGCUAUUUCGGAGCCCUGGAGUCUCCGAUCUUCAAAGACAGCUCACACAGAAAACAUAGGUUUGGGGACAGGUGGUUUUCCUAGCUUGUCCCUUCCCCCAAGGCAAGCAGCAUCCUGCUGGCUCUAUUAUACUAGAUAAAUGACUUGGAUGAAGCCUGUAUCUGGCUUCAAGUCCUGAAACUCACUAUUCUGAGCCUGAAAGUUUCCUUAAAAGGAUAGCCUUGUUGGAAAAACUGGAUUUCAACCUGCCAAAGAUUAAAACUAGAUCCCUAU
Fukomys damarensis (Damara mole-rat) is the source of this 2780-nucleotide messenger RNA. Its product is annotated as probable C-mannosyltransferase DPY19L2. The coding region runs from base 135 to 2135 and encodes 666 amino acids. The record is from RefSeq and is a predicted model, not a curated record. Gene Ontology annotation, biological process: spermatid development. The transcript has 24 exons. Lineage: Eukaryota; Metazoa; Chordata; Mammalia; Rodentia; Bathyergidae. Gene Ontology annotation, cellular component: nuclear inner membrane. Gene Ontology annotation, molecular function: mannosyltransferase activity.